Molecule: messenger RNA, 931 nt
Organism: Salarias fasciatus (jewelled blenny)
Lineage: Eukaryota; Metazoa; Chordata; Actinopteri; Blenniiformes; Blenniidae
Product: ribosome biogenesis protein bop1-like
Exons: 7
Coding region: 1-909 (302 amino acids)
Biological process (GO): maturation of LSU-rRNA from tricistronic rRNA transcript (SSU-rRNA, 5.8S rRNA, LSU-rRNA); ribosome biogenesis
Cellular component (GO): preribosome, large subunit precursor; PeBoW complex
Molecular function (GO): ribonucleoprotein complex binding; protein binding
Source: RefSeq, a predicted model, not a curated record
AUGAGGCGUGGAGACACCGGGGACACCCUGAGACGUGAGGACACCGGGGACACCCUGAGACGUGAGGACACCGGGGACACCCUGAGACGACAGUGGCUCGCUUCAGGCAGUGACGACGGCUCCAUCAGGCUCUGGGAGGUUUGCUCGUCUCGCUGCCUGAAGACCGUCCAGGUGGGCGGAGCCGUGAAGAGCGUCGCCUGGAACCCCAACCCGGCCGUCUGCCUGCUGGCUGCGGCCCUGGACACGCUCGUCCUGGUCCUGUCUCCCGGCCUGGCCGACAAGCAGGUGCUGUCCUCAUCAGAGCGCCUCCUGGGGGGUCACCAGGAGGCGGAGCCAGCAGAAGGGGCGGAGCUAGUGUGGUGUGAGACAGAGGGGGAGGAGCUACGGCAGGGCGUCCGCCUGAAGAUCCGUCAUCCUAAAGCUGUCCAGCAGGUGGCGUGGCACGCCAAAGGAGACUACCUGGCGUCCGUGAUGCCGGACCACUCCAGCCACCAGCAGGUGUUCGUCCACCAGCUGAGCCGCAGGCGGAGCCAGAACCCGUUCCGGAGGAACAAGGGUCUGGUCCAGCGCGUGUCCUUCCACCCGGUCCGGCCCUACUUCCUGGUCGCCACACAGCGCUCGGUCCGGAUCUACAACCUGCUCAAGCAGGAGAUGACCAAGAAGCUGCAGGCCAACUCCAAGUGGAUCUCCAGCCUGGCCGUCCACCCGGGAGGCGACCAUGUGAUCUGUGGAAGCUACGACUGCCGGCUGAGCUGGUUUGACCUGGACCUGUCCACCAAACCCUACAAGAUGCUACGACACCAUAAGAAGGCGGUAAGGGGCGUGGCCUAUCACCGAGUCUACCCGCUGUUCGCCUCGGCGUCUGACGAUGGAUCAGUGAUCGUCUGUCACGCCACUGUUUACAAGUAACUCAUGCACACACACACACACA